This is a messenger RNA of Numida meleagris (helmeted guineafowl), 4964 nucleotides long. RefSeq names its product claudin 2 (gene CLDN2). Bases 3330 to 4013 code for a protein of 227 amino acids. Gene Ontology annotation, molecular function: structural molecule activity. Gene Ontology annotation, biological process: bicellular tight junction assembly; calcium-independent cell-cell adhesion. The record is from RefSeq and is a predicted model, not a curated record. The transcript is spliced from 2 exons. Lineage: Eukaryota; Metazoa; Chordata; Aves; Galliformes; Numididae. Gene Ontology annotation, cellular component: bicellular tight junction; plasma membrane.
CGGUCUGGGACCUGCCCCGUGUCCCACUGCCCCCACUCCUACUCUGGUGGCAGUGGUACAGACCUCUCCCUUCUGUCAUCAGGGAGUUACACCGCACCUCACAUCCCCCGCACAGUGUCCCUGUGGGGCCAGACUGAAUCCCACUUUUCCCCGCUCCUCUGCUGAAUGGAUUUAGUUCCCUGUGCUCCCGCAAAGGAAGCUGGCAUCUAAACCCCACACAAGGGCUUUUUGCCAGUGUAAUCUCCCCCACCGUGCCCACGCGUCCUGCUAACCCCCUGAGGAAUGCCCGCCAGGCCGGGAACAGGCAUCCCUUUCAGGCCCCACAGAGCAGCUGUGUUUGCUGCAGCUGGCACUGCCCCAGCAGGCUGUAGGCUCGGGAUGUGGAGAGACGAUGUCGGGGAAUGUGGGUACCCGAAGCACCCCCUGCUCACCCUUUCUUGCAGCCAUCCUCCUGCGGGCUUUGGGCAGGGUGUCAGGAGGCAGGCACCCUUGGGGACAGUGCCCUCUGCUCAGCCCUCACAAGGGGUAAAGGAGUCUGGGGCCAGAGGCUGGUUUUCUGCCAAACAGGGACCCCAACACUGCCAACAGAAAAAAAGUGGGCCCCAGCAGGAAGAAAAAAACUUACAGUGUCCAUCUGCUCCCUCUGCCGCCUGGUCGUGUACUCCUCCUGGGGCAGCCACGGUCUCCAGAGUGGCUUGGGACUGGGGGAGGACAGCAGGAUGAGCAUGAUGGCCACCCUAGCUUUUUUACCCCCACUUGCCUUGCUCGCCCACACCCCAGCCACCCACCCCAACCUUGCCAGCAUGGCUCGGCCUCUGCCCUGGUGCCAGGCACAUCCACCACCCCAUUUAUGCUCCCCUCCCUGCAGGAGCUCCCAGCUUUGCUUCCCAGGCUCUGCACCCACAGUGCUGGGAUCGCGGGGUCUGCACCUAAACCGGGAGCAGCACAGCCUUCACCCAAACCCACCUGGAGCCUUCCCACCUAGUCAUUGCUGCCCACACCGGCCCCCCCAGCCAUGCUGCACCCAAAGUACCUUCCUCCCUGCUGCAGCCCCACAUCUGGGCAAGCACCAGCUGUGGUCAGUGGGAGCCAGCGGAGAGGCAGGCAACAUGCAGCAGCUUCCAUGGUGGCAGCGGUGUCCCUUCCAAGGCUGCAGGCCCUUGGUGAGGAUAGCUUUAUAUAUAGCCCUGCCCUGGUCAGUGACUCACAAAUUCUUUGUGGCAGGAGAGUGUGGGGCUGGGGGCUAAGGGGCAGCAGACCUCAGGGUGUGAAAUUUGUCCCAGUUGUGUAAACAGAGGUCUGGGGGGGACUGGAAGCAGAGUGUUGUGGAAAAGCAAAACACAGAAGGGAAAAGUUAGACACCAUUUGUGAGAAAGUCCCCAGGAGGGCUCAGGGCGGGGGGAGGAAUAGGUUAGGGCAAAGACAAUUAACAAGGAUGAUUAAGUGUGCUUAGUAGUCGUUUGCAUAAGGGAGAAGGGAUUUGGGGAAACGAUCAGGAGUGCUGGGGCAUCACAGUGGGCAGGGGAUGUGAUGGGCUGCAGCAGAAGCGAGCACAUAGCAACCAGGAGGUGAGAGAAAAGAUGCUCAAGAGAGGACAGGGGUGAAGAUAGGUGCCAGGGGAUUGCAGUGGUCCUGCUCAGGCACACAUGUCCCUGCUCAGGUCCCCCAGGGAGGUUCCAGGUUCCAUUCCUACAGCAGAGAGGUGCAAGGACUGUUGUAUCCCCAAGGCUGGCUGCAGGACCAGUCCCAAAGUAAGCGGGACACAGACGCAAGGCAGCUUCUCCCCAAGCUUCAGCCUUGCAGGGCUGGACACAGCUGCAGUACGAAUCUGGCAGCAAAGAGCAGUGGCAGUCUCUCUGCUGAGUUCACAUAGCCCACCCAGAGCUGGCUGACCCCUCCUGGUGGAACAAUUCAAUAUGAUCUGCUAAGGAGAUGUUCCUGCCCAUGGCAGGGCAGUUGGAUUAGAUGAUCUUUGAAGGUCCUUUCCAACCCAAAUAAUUUGAUGAUUCUAUAAUUUGCGGCUGCAGUGCUUGCCAGUGAUCCCUGCCCACCUGUUUCUCCCUAGGCUUUUUGGGAUGCAGGCAGUAUCAGGAGGUGCAGGAAAGAUUCUCAGUGGGAGGGUGCAAGGCUCAUACCCCUGGCACCACUAUGCAUCCCACCCCCCAUGCUGCUCCUGCCUGGGCACUAGAGGCGAGGUGCCAGUUGCAGGCAAGUCACCUCCUGAUCCUGGGAGAGUUUCAGUUUGGGACAAGGAAAGAAAAUAGCAAAUGGUCCCUGUUGUAGCUCUGCCAGCAGUGUCCAAACAUCGGCCAGGAUCAGCUUGGCUCUGAGCACAAUUUGUCACCAGGGGCCCUCCCUGCCCCUGUCCAUCUGCAGCAGCCGGGGAGCGGGAGGGGGCACGGCACGAGCACAGCCCUCAUUACCGUCCCCAUUUGCUCCUCAUUUGGGCCAGGAGUCUUACAAUAACAAACCCUGCAGAGGACAAGCAAGGCUGAGGAGUUCAACCUGCUGGUGUUUUGCCGCCCUGCAAUCCCAGCAUACCGCCUGGCACGGACAGGAUUCAGCACACAAGACAGAAAUGCCGUGGUUGUCCAUCUCUCAGGGUACUGGCGUGCUGCAGGACACCUUGCCAGCUUGCCCACUUCAUUGCCCUAUGUCCAGCUCGAUCUCCAGCCACUCUUCUCCAGCACUGGCCAAGCCAGGUCCCAGAGGUUGCUGAACCCUGCAGAAGAAAAGUCCCCACUGUGCCCCUGCCAGCUGGGCAUCACCACUGAGUGCAAAGGGCCCCGGGAGCCAGCACAGAUGGAGGGCAAGGGAGGAAUUUGGCUUCAUCUCUGCAGCCAGUUUCCAUCCUUGGCUCUGCUCCCUUCACUCCACCCCAUCUCUUCUCACCGCCUUUCCUCCACACACCACUGCCCCCGCCCUAGCUUGGUAUCCCAAGCCACUUAGGCAACCACCUACCCUGAUAAUUAAUAGAAAACGAGCAAAACAAGGCAUCCCAGCUCCCCAAUCCUUCCUGACACCGAAAGGGUUUAAUUCUGAUCUGCAGUAAGCCUCCAGGCUGAGAUUUGUGGAUGGAUUUUGCAAAGCCGACGUGAACCAUUCGCAGUCCCUGAUCCCCGGUCCUGACGAGCCUCUUCCUGUAGGACUGCAGCUGCCCUCGGUCCCGCACCACAUCUCCAGCCAUCUCUGUAACCUCCCAUCCCCCGGCUCCCCCCACACGCCCGUGCCCUCACAAAACCAGCACCCACAGAAGCAGGGUGAAGCUUCAGCACAGCGAGAGGCCAUGGGAAGGUAAGCGUGCAGGAGAGGUGACACUCGGCCCAACCAUGGUCUCUAUGGGACUCCAGCUGGUGGGCUACAUCGUGGCCUUCCUGGGAUACAUCGGCACGCUGACAACCACGCUGCUGCCCAACUGGAAGAUCAGCUCCUACAUUGGCUCAAGCAUCGUGACGGCCGUGAGCUUCACCAAGGGGCUGUGGAUGGAGUGUGCUACCUACAGCACAGGCAUCACUCAGUGUGACAUCUACAGCUCCCUGCUCAACCUGCCUCCCGACAUCCAGGCAGCCCAGGCCCUGAUGGUGAGCUCCUGUGCUGUCUCCUCCCUCGCUUGCCUUAUGGCCGUGGUGGGCAUGAGGUGCACCGUCUUCAAUCAGGGCUCGCCGGCCAAGGACCGAGUGGCGGUGGUGGGUGGUGUGGUCUUCAUUCUCGGGGGGCUGCUCUGCUUCAUCCCACUGGUGUGGAACAUCCACGUGGUGCUGCGAGAUUUCCACAACCCCAUCCUCCCCGACAGCACCAAAUUCGAGAUGGGGGAGGCUCUAUACCUGGGCAUCAUUUCCUCUCUGCUCUCCCUCAUCGGUGGCUCCAUCCUCUGUGCCUCUUGCCCUCCUCGUGACCCAUCGGGCCCCUACUCGCCCCAGCUCCUGAAGAGCAGGAGUCCCCAGCCCUCCAUCAAACAGAUGCAGAAGGCCAAGAGUGAGGUCAGCUCCUACAACCUGACGGGAUAUGUGUAGUGGCAGCAGAGCACCUGGUCAGCGCCUUUCCCAGCUCCCAAAACAUCUGGGCUCGCACCGAGGGCACACAGUAAGAGGAGAGGACACAGCGGUGUCUCCCGCACUCGUAUCUCUUGCUCACAUGUGCGUGCUCGGGGGUCUUGACAUAUGACUGCUCAGAUGUCCCAGCUGAUGGUGAAGGACCCUGAAUCCGGCUUCUGUUACCACUCUGGUGCCGUCAGUCUGCUGGAGCUGCCCUCGCAAGCCAGCUGGAAGCGCAUCCACAGCCCCUGCAUGGCAGCCUUGUCACGGCCAAACUCCAGCCUGCAGCCCACAGCCUGGCAAAGACAGUGAAGUUGUGCCCCUGGGGCUCACCUGGGGCUCUGGAGACAUGGGGGGGAUUAGGGCACCCACAGGGGCCCAGAAUCAUUGGGGGAGAGUGGGGGGAUGGAGUACUGAUUACAAGCUGAUAUCACAAUAAAUACGUGUUUCUAGAUGGGCUGUGAUUGAGCUUUCCUCUGGUACCACCGAGAACCCCAGCACCUCACCAGUGGCAAGGCAGGCAGAUGCAGGGCCAUGCACACCUGCCUGCUUCAUCCAUCCUGCAAAGGGAGCACCGUCCCUUGCUCUUGGCCAUAUAGGAGAUGAAAUAAAACACAGAGGGGUCUUGCAGGAGUGCUUAAGCCCGUGGGUCCCUGCAGGGGCAGGUUUGGGAUGGGAGGGCAGGGCCAAAUCUGCUCCUUGCAACACUUUAGCACCAGUGUGAUACCCUGUGCAGCUGCAGCCCCAAUAGCCUGCAAGGGUCUGCGUGGGGACUUCUGGUGGUGCUGAGCAAAGCCACUUGUGCCAGGGCAGGGGAGACAGAGGGAGGGUGCAAGGUGUCCAUGGAGGAGCGAGCACUUUUUAACCCUUGGGCUACCUCCUUUGUCCCUUGGUACCACAUCCCACUGUCGGAUGUAAGAUAACCCCUUU